UUCAGGCAGGCAAUCAGGGCCACCAUAAAGAACACAGAGAGGGGCGCCCUGCUCACCACCCAUUACAUGGCAGAGGCAGAAGCCGUGUGUGACCGCGUGGCCAUUAUGGUGUCCGGAAGACUGAGGUGUAUUGGUUCCAUCCAGCACCUCAAAAGCAAAUUUGGCAAAGACUACCUGCUGGAGAUGAAGGUGAAGACCCCCACUCAGGUGGAGCCCCUCCACACAGAGAUCCUGAGGCUCUUCCCCCAGGCUGCCCGGCAGGAAAGGUAAAAUUGGUUCUUGCUUUG
Messenger RNA from Nannospalax galili (Upper Galilee mountains blind mole rat), 287 nucleotides. RefSeq names its product ATP-binding cassette sub-family A member 9-like. Gene Ontology annotation, cellular component: membrane; intracellular membrane-bounded organelle. Lineage: Eukaryota; Metazoa; Chordata; Mammalia; Rodentia; Spalacidae. Gene Ontology annotation, molecular function: lipid carrier activity; ABC-type transporter activity. The record is from RefSeq and is a predicted model, not a curated record. The transcript has 2 exons. Gene Ontology annotation, biological process: lipid transport; transmembrane transport. The annotation marks the transcript as partial.